AUGGAGUCUUCUUUAAUCCUUCUCUCUGCCAAUAUCCGCAUCUUGGAUACAGAGCUUGCUCUGAUACACAUUCCAUUGCGCCUCUACCGUACCUUUCUCCAGUCCAUCCUCCAGCUGGUGUUGCCUAAUGCAACUCGCGAUGGCUUUGAAAAUGGCUCGGGUGCGGUACAGCCUCUGAACGGCUGGCCUUGCGAACAUCCUUUCGUGAACAUCUCAAUCACCCCGGUCGAGUGUUCGAUUGUAUGCUCGAGGACGCUUGCCAAUGAAGUCUUCGUACCUGUCCUCGCUCUGCUCGACGCCGAGUCCAGAGAAUCCGUAAACAUUACUCAAGACGACUUUGUCGUCAUGCAAGUCGACGGCGAAGGACUGGAUGCUGGCCAGCGUGUCCUCGAACUGACGAGUCCUCUUGCCCUGGCUGGCAUACCCAUUUUCUUCAUCACAACCUACUUCUCCGACUACAUUCUCGUGCCCCUUCGACACCGCUCUCAAGUCGUGCAAGCACUCGAAGAGCGUGGAUUCCAAUUCGAAAAAGACACUUCGUCGUACGUCAACUCCUUCCAACCUGGCCGCAAGCAUUCGGCUGCUUCUUUGGAAGUCCAACCCCCAAGGAGCCCGCCCCCAACCACCAUUUCCGAACUGCAAACAAAGACUUUUGCUACCCUAAAGCGCCGCAACAUUGUGCCGACGGUAGACGCUAGCAUCCGUCUGGUGCAGUGUGCAGGCCGUCGAGAUGGCAUGAACCAAGCGCGCAACCGCAACAGCAGGACCACUGUCGCCGAUGACGCACUCCAUCUUGGUCUUGUAAAAUGCCUCAUUACACAGCCUUAUCCCAAAUUUUUAUCCCUCACCCUAACCGACACCGAAUCUGCCGCUCUCCUCUUGGAUCACACGUUGCUACCCCACUUUGCCCAAGACACUUUGCUCGGGUCGAGAGACGAGUUUCUUACCCCUAUUACGCUUGACCUGAGGGAAUUGCCCAUGGAGAGUACGGGUAUUGUGUGUGGCGUCGCGGGUCGGCUAGUGGGCGAGACAACGGGCCAACUGCAGGAUCCUGUUGAGAUGAGCUAUUUAAGCACGGCGAGGGCAGGUACAGUCAUGGUUGCAGAGGAAGAGUUGCAACGGGCGCUGGGUGCUCUGCGAGGUGCAGAAAACGGUGUGACAGCUGCGAAUGAGUAA
This is a messenger RNA of Bipolaris maydis ATCC 48331, 1176 nucleotides long. RefSeq names its product ACT domain-containing protein. NCBI's taxonomy places the organism in Eukaryota, Fungi, Ascomycota, Dothideomycetes, Pleosporales, Pleosporaceae. The record is from RefSeq and is a predicted model, not a curated record.